This is a messenger RNA of Sinocyclocheilus rhinocerous, 1419 nucleotides long. Its product is annotated as potassium voltage-gated channel subfamily F member 1-like. Gene Ontology annotation, biological process: action potential; potassium ion transmembrane transport; protein homooligomerization. The transcript has a single exon. NCBI's taxonomy places the organism in Eukaryota, Metazoa, Chordata, Actinopteri, Cypriniformes, Cyprinidae. Gene Ontology annotation, cellular component: voltage-gated potassium channel complex; membrane. The record is from RefSeq and is a predicted model, not a curated record. The coding region runs from base 1 to 1419 and encodes 472 amino acids. Gene Ontology annotation, molecular function: voltage-gated potassium channel activity.
AUGUGGGAGUUCCCGAGGACUCGUUACGCAGACUGUAACGGCUCAGAGGCGAGUGAGGAGACGGAGAUUGCUGUGAAUAUCGGUGGUGUCAAGCACAUUCUCUACGGGGACGUGCUGAACCGAUAUCCCGAGACGCGUUUGGCGGAGCUGGUGAACCGAGCCACGGGUUCCACACAAGAUGAUCUCUGCGCGCUCUGUGAUGACUAUGACGACUCAAAGCAAGAGUUUUACUUCGACAGAGACCCAGAGGCCUUCAAAUGCAUCCUAGAGCUGUAUUGCUACGGAAAGAUUCAUAUGAAGCGAGGAAUCUGUCCCAUGCGCUUCACGAGAGAGAUGGACUAUUGGGGGAUCGACGCGGAGUAUCUGGACGAAUGCUGUAUAUGUAGUUUAAAUGAGGUGCAAACCGAGCUGGCGGAAAUAGCAGAGAAGGUCAAGACCAUCCUGGACGACCUAGAGGAUGAUGCGACGGUCACUAGAGGUCAGAGGUGCCAAGCGUUCCUGUGGAAUCUCAUGGAGAAACCCGAGUCAUCUUUAGCCGCGCGCGUAAUUGCAGUAGUGUCGUUCGCGUUCAUCCUGCUCUCCUCUGUGGUCAUGUGUGUGGGCACCAUCCCGGAGCUCCAAGUGAAAGAUGCCAAGGGUAACCUCGUGGAACACACGACCCUUGAGUCCAUCGAUACGGCUUGUAUCAUCUGGUUCACAGUGGAAUACGUUUUGCGCCUCGUGUCCUCUUCGAACAAACUGCGCUUUGUGUUUUCCUUCAUGAAUAUAGUAGACUUUCUAGCUAUCAUGCCGUUCUACGUAGUGUUGAUUUUGGGUGCUGCUCAAAUGGAGCUGGCCAAUGUGCAACAGGCAGUGCAGGCGUUGCGCAUUUUGCGCAUUGCGCGCAUUUUCAAACUCGCACGCAACUCAUCAGGUCUGCAAACUCUCGCCGUAGCACUAAAAAUCAGCUUGAAAGAGCUGAUCCUGAUGUUCACGUGCAUGAGUGUGGGGAUUUUCUUGUUCUCUGCACUGGGGUACACAGUGGAGCAGAGUCACCCGGAGACCAUGUUCACCAGCAUCCCACAGUCUUUCUGGUGGGCUAUCACUGUCAUGAGCACUGUGGGUUAUGGAGACAUCUAUCCUAAAACAACGCUGGGCAGGUGUAACGCCGCAGCAAGUGUCCUGUGUGGCAUCGUAGCUAUCGCGUUACCAGUUCACCUGAUCAUUAACAACUUCGUCAUUGUUUACAGUAAGCAGCGUGUGCUUGAAACCACUGCGAAGCAUGAGAUCGAACUCAUGGCGUUACGCGCGAAAGAGGAAGAGCAGGAGUGUCCGGAGGCUGCAAAAAUGCCAUCACAGGCUUCGGUUGACUGCAGCUCGGUGUGGGAUAGUACUGGUGCGACUGCGCAACAAAGUGACAGGUAUAUUCCGUACUAUUGA